GAGUCAUGAAGGAAGUUCUGUCAAGUGUUUCCCACACCUCCUGCAAGAUAUAAAAGUUGAAGGUCUCUGGGAUUUCCUUGCGUUCUUACCUUCUGCAGCCUCUUGCUCUCAUCUGAAAGAAAAAUGAAGAGAUUUGCUGCAGUGCUCAUUUGCCUGGGAGUCUUUUGGGCUCAGACUUCUGCAUUGAACACCUUUUUGCUGCACGAUCCCCUCAGCAACUAUGUCACUGGGACCAUGACCAUCCAGAACAAGGAGAAAAUCGUCAAUGUCCACGUCCGCUCCGGCGUGUACUCCUCUGACACCAUCUUUGACUACCCACAUGGCUAUAUUGCCACCAAGCUGUUUUCACGAAACGCCUGCUUUAUCAUGAAAAUAAGGAAGGACAUCAUCCCAGACCUGCGAGAGAUUGGGCGCCUGGCUUUUGAGAGAGAGACCAUGAGGGAUGUAUACUCUCCAGAUAAUGUGUGGGCCAAGUUCCAACCUGGCAGUUCCAGGCUGGGGAAUUUUAAAGACUGGAUUGUCUAUGGGAAGCAGAUUGAAAAGCUCUGCACGGGGCUGCCUCUCUACAAGCUGGUGGCCACUGACCCACCAGCAAAUGAUGAUAGCUGUGCCAGUGCCGGCAUUCCAAGCAUUUUGGGCCUUAAAAUCUGUGAAGAACUCAUUGCAACUGGAUCUUGACAUUUCUGUGGCCUUUUUGCAUGUUUUAAUGAUGGCAGCCAUGGUCUCCAGCUGGAACAGAACUCGGGUACGAGGCUCUACCUGCCCAUGCAAAGCUUUGAUGCAUAACAAGCCUAUGACCUACAAAUAAAUAGAAUGCUUUAAAU
Messenger RNA from Haemorhous mexicanus (house finch), 824 nucleotides. It is a transcript of the gene GKN2, whose product is annotated as gastrokine 2. The coding region runs from base 124 to 678 and encodes 184 amino acids. The transcript is spliced from 6 exons. NCBI's taxonomy places the organism in Eukaryota, Metazoa, Chordata, Aves, Passeriformes, Fringillidae. The record is from RefSeq and is a predicted model, not a curated record. Gene Ontology annotation, biological process: regulation of cell population proliferation.